Messenger RNA from Trachymyrmex cornetzi, 1351 nucleotides. RefSeq names its product fatty acid synthase. The record is from RefSeq and is a predicted model, not a curated record. The transcript has 5 exons. Gene Ontology annotation, biological process: fatty acid biosynthetic process. Lineage: Eukaryota; Metazoa; Arthropoda; Insecta; Hymenoptera; Formicidae. Gene Ontology annotation, molecular function: nucleic acid binding; fatty acid synthase activity. The coding region runs from base 1 to 1341 and encodes 446 amino acids.
AUGGCUUCUGUAAGAGGGCCUCCGAAAAAGUUUCACAUAGAUGCGAUUAGUAGUUUGUCUGUUACGUCGAGUAAAGCAAACAAGUUUUUUGGUAUUUCUCGAAAAUUGGUUUCUCACACUUCUGCAAUUGCAGUCGCAAAACUUCUUGAGUUAUGCUUCGAAUUGCUACCACACGCACUGUACUCACCAGAUUUAGCCCCCAGUGAUUUUUUCCUGUUCCCGAAUCUGAAGAAAUGGCUCGCUGGAAAAAGAUACACUUCAAAUACGAAGGUCAUCACUGAGACAAACGCUUAUUUUGAAGAGUUAGAAAAAUUGUAUUAUACUGAAGGUCUGAAGAAGUUGGAUAUCGUUGAUCUAAGUCGAAACUUAUUAAAGUUUCAUGCUUUUGCAAAAACCAUAAGAAAAUGUGAUGAUAUUUUAAAACCGUAUGAUAUAAGUGUCACAGAUAUUUUGACAAAAGCGGAAAAAUCAAUAUGCGAAAACACAUUAAAUGUUUCUAUUGGAAUCGUCGCUAUUCAGAUUGGGUUAGUAGAUCUCUUAAGAUCCUUAGGAAUUACUCCCGAUUAUAUGAUUGGUCAUUCAGGCGGUGAACUUGGAUGUGCAUACGCAGAUGAAUGUCUCACCAUAGAACAAACUAUUUUAUCAGCAUACUUUGUUGGUAUAACGUGUGCCAAAGAAAAAAUAAUUCAUAGCUCAAUGGCGGUUGUCAAUUUAAGUUACGAGCAUCUUAAAAAUAUAUGUCCAUUGAAUAUUGAAAUUGUAUGCCACAACAGUAAAACCAGCAGCGUCGUGUGUGGACCACCAGAACUCGUACAAGAAUUUACGAAAAAAUUAAAGGUCAAUAAUGUUUACGUGAAGGAGAUCUACUGCAAUGUACCAUAUCACAGUUCUUAUCUCGCACCAGCGGAAACUCAGCUUCUGCUCAAUUUGAAUAAAAUAAUACCACAGCCAAAAAAACGGAGUUCAAAGUGGAUCAGUACUUCUAUACCUCGCACCAAAUGGUCCACUUCAACAGCAAAGUUAUCAUCGGCAGACUAUCACACUCGAAGUUUAUUAAACACUGUUCUAUUUCAACAAACUACGGAUCUAAUUCCAAGCAACGCUGUGGUUAUUGAAAUCGCACCAGACAAUGUUUUGCAGCAUGUUUUGACAGGCUCCUUACAUCCAAAUGUAACGAAUAUUGUAAUGACUCAACAGACCAAUAAAAAUAUUGAUAUAACUUUACAAGGAAUUGGGAAGAUCUACAAUUGCGGUUUACAGCUACAAAUUGCCAGUCUAUACCCAUCAGUCGAAUUUCCAGUUAGCCGAGGAACUCCUAUGAUUUCUCCAUCAAUCAGGUAGAUCAAUCAAG